UGCCCGUCAACUUUUGACGUUAAAUUCCAGGGCAGACUUAGCUACAAGUGCUACGGGGUCUCUUGCCUCAUUUACGUGUUUCGGGCCGCGCGAUCGUGCUGCAGCUCCAACCGGAAUUCUCAUAAAUCCCGCUCGCCAGGAAAUGUUAAAUCCACCCGGUCCCAACCGAACGGACUAAGACUGCAACGAGGACUUCUCCACAUCGAAAAGAACGGCUUCUUACCUGCAAAGAUGGCAUCUAGAGGCGGACCAAUGAUCACUGGGACGGAUGGCACCGAUUUUCAGCACAGACAGCGAGUGGCAGCGCACUACCAAAUCAGUGUCCUCAACAAAUCCCGACUGAAAUAUUGUAUAUUUUUCCAUUCACUACUAUUUCUUGCAAUGUUAGCCAAACUCUCAGCUGACAUACUGGAUCGGUUAGAUAUUUUCAUUUUAGAAAUUGAAGAGUUGGAGAUCCCUACACCACUUUUCUGGGAAUAUGCUUGGUGCUUAUCAAUACUAUGGUCUCUUGUCGCUUUAUCAGCCAUUCGUCAUAACCGAAUACGCGACAUGCAAAAGUACAUUAUUGGACUUUGUGUGUUUGGAUUUCUGCCAUUGAUUUAUUGUUUCCUGUAUUAUUUCGGCGACGUUUGGGAAUACUUUACACUAGAUAGUGGCGUCGAUAUCGAGGAUACGGACGUAUUGAUGUGGCGGGGCAUGCCCUACGGGUUACUAUGGUAUGCAUUUGUUCUAGUCGGUUUACAGGUUCAUGGAUUUUCUGCACAUUUCGCCUGGAAUCUUGUACAAGUAUGGAGACAACGGAGUGCAGCACGAAAAAUGCAAUAAAUUUAGAUUUUAAGCUAAACGAGACUUGAAGACACAAACACAUCCAUACACACCGAAUUAAACACAAUAAAUUAUAUUCAACCAAACAAACGGAACAAUCUCUCUAUUUUUGUCAAUCAUUUCGACAGCUAGAAAAGGAAAAGGCCAAACCAGAAUACAAUAAAACCAAAUUGUUAUUUUCAAAGUAGAGAAUUGUUGUUUCUUUGGAACAUGGUGCACAAGAGAACUGAAACUAGUGAGAUUUUAGAUGAAACGAUUGCAAAUUAAAGACGAAAGAUGAAAAACUGAACACUAUUUUUGGAAAAGUCUAUUUUAUAGGUGAGAACAAUCUGUUGAUGAGAUUUUCUGUUUUCUAUUCUCAUUACUACGACAACAAGUAUGUAAACACACUGCCUCAAUUCAAAAACAUUCACUUCAACACAAAAGAUAAAUUUCAACUAAACCGUUCCAAUUUGUUUAUUGUAUUCAACAUUCUCAUACACAAACGAUGUUUAUCAUGCCACCGCCGCUAAGCUUGCAUUGAGUUGUGAACUUUCAAAACUACGAAAACGAAAUACUCGCACUACUUUAAAACGAGACCUAUACCGAACAUAUUUCCUUUUAGUUUGUCGUCACAUAAUUUUAAACCACCUCAUUUGAACAAUUCGUCCUUAAACUCGUUCCUGAAAUUCCAACUCCUUGAGUUGCAGCUUGAAAGAAAAUAAUUAGGACGCACAUAUGCGCACAUGAUUGUUCCAAUCAUUUGAUUUAGUCAUUAGAGAAUUUGCCUAGUUGUUGUUUUCUGUUCUUAAAUGUGAAAAUGUUACAUGUACAAAACUAUAAAACAAAAAAGAUACUUAAAAAUUGACUUAUUGAUAGUAGACGUGACACUAAAAUAGAUAUUAGUCCGAGGCGGAUUGUUUUUAAUUGGAAAGAGGAUGGAGGAAGAAGUAGAAAUGAUAAAUUGAAGCAAUACUUUAUAGAAUAGAAUUGUGAAAAUAAAAUCCAUGUGCCUAAUGUUAGUAAUUCUCAAUGGAAAUUGUUGAACUGAAUUGAUUUAUUGUUGUAAAGAAUGUUUGUUAAAAACUCCGCCCCAAAUGAUAUGAUUUCAUUUAUUAAAGUAAUAAAUGUACUGUAAUUUUAUUGUGGAA
Molecule: messenger RNA, 1955 nt
Organism: Hermetia illucens (black soldier fly)
Lineage: Eukaryota; Metazoa; Arthropoda; Insecta; Diptera; Stratiomyidae
Gene: jagn
Product: protein jagunal
Exons: 3
Coding region: 232-825 (197 amino acids)
Biological process (GO): vesicle-mediated transport; endoplasmic reticulum organization
Cellular component (GO): endoplasmic reticulum membrane
Source: RefSeq, a predicted model, not a curated record